Molecule: messenger RNA, 603 nt
Organism: Cooperia oncophora
Lineage: Eukaryota; Metazoa; Nematoda; Chromadorea; Rhabditida; Trichostrongylidae
Source: the annotation of a GenBank genome assembly
AUGUCAAAGCAUGGGUUGCGGCUCUUGUUCAACUCGUCGCACUUGAAAAUUCGGAUGCUUCUCAAAAGAAUUGAGGAGUUCAUCGACCCACAAGCAGAAAUCACAUUCUACGAGCGUUUUUUCAACUGGGAAUUGGCGGCUGGCUCCUACUUGGUGAAGAACACGGAAUGGGCGCGGAAAUUUCUUACAGGUUUCGCUGACUAUGAGUUCCGCAUACCAAAUAGCUUCCACGGAACGGACAACGGAGCACUACAUGUCAGUAGCAUACCUGUCUUACCUGUCUUUCGACAACAAGACUUACACGACUGCGUCCGUUUUCCCUUAUUGUUCAACAGACAUAACGCUCAAAAUUUCAUGUUCGGAUCGCACUUUCCGGAGAAUUGGCAUGCGGCUUAUCUCGCUGAAAUUGUUUUGCCUACUCGUGGUGUCGAUUUGGCAAUAUGCCUCUGGAUUUGGAGCAACUCAAAAGGAUAUUCAGACUUAAACACGUAUACAGCCUGCAUAAGAGAUUUAAUGGGAAACGCCACAACAUUCGGAAAAAUCAGGUUCCUACGGAAGGUAAGUAUUCACUGUUCCGUCGUCUGCUCUUUUCACUCAUUUUGA